ACACCUGUCUCUCCUGCGCGAGUGUGCGCGGCGCGGAGAAAAUUUAAGAAAAAAUAAAAAAAGAAAAGAAAUGGCAGUUACUAGAGAGAAAGAAAAUUGUUCAAGAAAAAUUAAUGGAAAUAUACCUGCAUUAUCGCUCAAUAGUGAUAAUAUGUCGACAUCGACCGACAGUGACGACGUAGCGGACCCGACAUAUGAAAUUAGGAACAUUCGUAGUAUUAUAAACGUGACCCGUGAAAACAUUGAUGCAUUGAACGCAAAAUUUGCUGGUUUCCAGCACCCGCCGCCGUUGUAUUUAUCCGAAUAUCAAGAGUUGACGUUGAAGUUGCAUAACUUAGAAGGGACUUUACGGGAGUUGUUGCAGUCAGAGUCGCCGGAUAGGAGUGAAGAGUGUUCGUUACAGGAUGACUCGAAAAAGUAUGACACGCUUACGAGGCAGCCGAAGGUGUUCCUUCGGGCGCACCUUCCUAACCAGCAGCGUACGAGUGUGCAGGUGAAGGAAGGUGUGACGCUUCGGGAGGCGCUCUCCAAAGCCCUUAAGCUACGGAAUUUAACUUGUGAAAUGUGCGAAGUGGUGAGGACAGGCAAUAGCCAAGUGAUUCCUUGGGAUGUUGACAUCACCAUGAUUGAUGCUGAGGAGGUAACAGUCCGAACUUUGGACAAGCUGCCGAUAAUGUCGCACAUCUCACACCAGUUUACGCGGAAGACAUUCUUUACACUUGCAUUCUGUGAGUGCUGCAGGAGGUUGCUGUUUAACGGCUUCUACUGCUCACAGUGCAAUUUCAAGUUCCACCAGCGCUGUGCUGACAAAGUACCCAGUAUAUGUCACCAGAUGCGUGUGACGGAUACAUACUAUGCAGCGCUGUUGGCACAGAACCCGGAGACGCAGGCGGGCAUCCUGCACUACCCCUCUCACUUUGGAUACCACCACAUGAUAAAUAGGCCCGACCAGAGCAAGUCGCAACAUCCUCGCUCACUGAACCAGCAGGACCGCUCCAACUCUGCCCCCAAUGUGUGCAUCAACAUGGUGCAGCGUCCCAUCACACUUGCUGAACACCAGAGGAAAAACAAUCAGAGCAACAACUCUCCGCAGUCCAAUAAGUACCUGACGUCGGGCAGACACAACAAGGAGGAUAAAGAUAAGAAUGCAGAUCAGCACAGCCACAGUACACAGGCCUCCCCGACAGGCACGCUGCGGCCGCGGCGGGCGCGCGCGCGCUCAGCUGACGAGUCGUGGAAGCACGCGCUGUCGCCGCGCGAGAGCUACGACGACUGGGUCAUACACGCUGACGAGAUACUCAUAGGACCUCGCAUCGGUUCGGGCAGCUUUGGGACGGUGUACAAGGCGCACUGGCACGGCCCCGUCGCCGUCAAGACGCUCAACGUCAAGACACCCACUCCAGCUCAGCUGCAGGCAUUCAAAAAUGAGGUGGCGGUGCUGCGCAAAACGCGGCACUGCAACAUCCUGCUGUUCAUGGGAUGCGUGUCGAAGCCCUCGCUGGCGAUAGUGACACAGUGGUGCGAGGGCUCCUCCCUCUACCAGCAUCUGCACGUGCUGGAGACGCCGCUGCCCGUGCUCUACCUCAUCGACGUGGCGCGGCAGACUGCGCAGGGCAUGGACUAUCUGCACGCCAAGAAUAUUAUACAUAGGGACCUGAAAUCAAACAAUAUAUUCUUGAGAGACGACUGGUCGGUUAAGAUCGGGGACUUCGGUCUGGCGACCGCGAAGGUGCGCUGGUCGGAGUCGUCCCUGGCGGGCGGCGUGCAGUGGCAGCAGCCGACGGGGUCGAUCCUGUGGAUGGCGCCCGAGGUGAUCCGCAUGGAGGAGCCGGCGCCCUACACCUUCCGCUCUGACGUGUACGCGUACGGCGUCGUGCUCUACGAGCUCAUGGCUGGCGAGCUGCCGUACGCCCACCUCAACAACAAGGAUCAGAUCCUGUGGAUGGUGGGUCGCGGUCUGCUGCGGCCGGACCUGCGUCGGCUGCGGCAGGACUCACCGCAAGCGUUGAAGCGGCUGCUGGAGGACUGCAUCAAGUUCGACCGCGAGCAGCGGCCGCAGUUCCGGCAGAUCCUGGCCGCGCUGGAGGCCAUGCUGCGCGCCAUGCCCAAGAUCACCCGCAGCGCCUCCGAGCCCAGCGUCAGCCGGCACCUGCACGCCGCGGACGGGGCUGACGACUACCUCGCCUACAGCUGCGCCUCGCCCAAGACGCCCGUCAACUUCCAGUUCAACAAUGACACCAGCUUCCCCGCUUUCUACGGAAUCCCAGUGCCAAACCAGCGCCAUCCUUAGUGUUUGGUGGCGGGCUAUGAAUAGCCCCCGCCCCCGCCCAGCGAUACUCCGCCCCCGCUCUGCGCCGCGCCGCGCCGCGUGCAGCGCUACAGUGUCAAUUCAGACCCUCUCCUCUGCUCUGUGUGUGAUCAAACUCGACUGCUCGAGAACUUACCACCCAAUACUUUGGGUACAAAUAUUCAUUCACUUAUAACAUAUAAUUAUCAUAAAACUAUUUGUUGUGAUUUUUUGUUAUACUCAUCGUUCGAAUGCAUUUGAAGAAGUCAAAAAGUAUCAAGAUUAUCAGUUUACAUUUAGUUGUAACAGAUGUAUAUUGAUAUACUUGAGUCUGAGGAAUAGUUUAUUUUAAAAAUAUAACUAAUUGUUUGAUGAAAUCCCGAGUCAUAAGUAAUUUUAUGUUCAUAUUUUAUAUUACAAAUUGAACCAAUAAUGUUCAAACCUUUUAUAAACUAUACACCACAGUUCACUUUGUUACAAUCAAUGUCAAAAGAAACCAUAGUUUUUUUUAUUAAUAAUUCUGAAAUCUAUAGAGUUGUGUUGUAAAUAUAAAAUAAUUAAAAAGUUUGCGAGUGCCUGAAUUGUUACACAAUGCAAUAAAUCUUGUUUCUAUUUAAGUAAGCGGUGUGACAUGGUUUGCUCUAGAUUGUACGUUGUCUAUGAUCUAGUGGAGACGCGCCUUGCGUGUCUGUGGUUCGCGUUACGAACAUUGUCUAUGGUCUUGCUGAGUGUCGCGGCUCGUAUUCAGCUGUCUAUGGUAUGGAGGAUGUGUAAAUAUUUAGAUAGACCAUCACAAACAAAUUCAUAGCAUUGAGUUUUUUGUGUUGACUCACACUAUUUUCUAGAUCUAGAUUAUUGAAUAUUUUAUUUAUUACGAAAUUAGAUUAAGGCUUUAUUUUGACAGUAUUUAAAAGCGAAUAAUUUUCAGUGAAUCUUCUAUCUUC
Papilio xuthus (Asian swallowtail) is the source of this 3231-nucleotide messenger RNA. RefSeq names its product raf kinase, effector of Ras (gene raf). Gene Ontology annotation, molecular function: ATP binding; MAP kinase kinase kinase activity. NCBI's taxonomy places the organism in Eukaryota, Metazoa, Arthropoda, Insecta, Lepidoptera, Papilionidae. Gene Ontology annotation, biological process: protein phosphorylation; MAPK cascade. The transcript has 12 exons. The record is from RefSeq and is a predicted model, not a curated record. The coding region runs from base 71 to 2290 and encodes 739 amino acids.